Messenger RNA from Microtus ochrogaster (prairie vole), 11395 nucleotides. RefSeq names its product adhesion G protein-coupled receptor L3 (gene Adgrl3). Lineage: Eukaryota; Metazoa; Chordata; Mammalia; Rodentia; Cricetidae. Gene Ontology annotation, molecular function: G protein-coupled receptor activity; carbohydrate binding. Gene Ontology annotation, biological process: cell surface receptor signaling pathway; adenylate cyclase-activating G protein-coupled receptor signaling pathway. Gene Ontology annotation, cellular component: plasma membrane. The record is from RefSeq and is a predicted model, not a curated record.
CUUUUUUUUUUCUUUUUUUCUUUCUUUCUUUCUUUUUUUUUCUUCUUCAUUUUUUGCCCUGGGGCUCAAUGGAUGGAUUGUGGAAAACUGUACCGGGUUGCAGGUUGUUGAGCAACUGAUGGGACCAUCUCAGGGACCGGCGAUUACGAAAGAUGCCGAUUUGAAGAGCUACCCUGAAAACUGAAAUGUUGAAUUCAGUAAGUCAGAAGACAAAACCAUGGACUUUUAGCAAUCAAAGAACAAAUUAAGGUGUCUGACUUGGAAUAGCCGUGCUUAUUUUUGAGGAAUUUUUCUUUCUCUUGUUGUCUUUGUUUUUAAUCAUUGCUAUUGGAAUACAGAAGAGGAACCAGGAAUAUACUCAUUUGGUUUCCCUUCGGAACACAUUCUUGAGGCAUUCUUGCCUGAGAACACAGCCAUGUGGCCACCACAGCUGCUCAUGCUCUUGAUGCUGUUCGCACCUGGAGUGCAUGGUGGCAAGCACAAUGAGAGACAUCCAGCCCUUGCUGCUCCACUGCGACACGCGGAGCGCAGCGCAGGAGGCGCUCUACCUCCCAGACAUCUCCUUCAGCAGCCAGCGGCAGAGCGCGCCACUGCUCAUCGAGGACAAGGGUCACGUGGAGCUUCCAGAGGAGGUCGUGGACCAGGUGCCUCAGGAACACAGGUUGCAGCCCAAGCUUUCAGCCGUGCCCCAAUUCCCAUGGCAGUGGUCCGCAGAGAGCUCUCCUGUGAGAGCUACCCCAUCGAGCUCCGCUGUCCUGGCACAGAUGUCAUCAUGAUCGAGAGUGCCAACUACGGGAGGACAGAUGACAAGAUCUGCGACUCCGACCCUGCUCAGAUGGAGAAUAUCCGAUGUUAUCUGCCAGAUGCCUAUAAGAUUAUGUCUCAAAGAUGCAAUAACAGAACCCAGUGUGCUGUGGUGGCAGGUCCUGAUGUUUUUCCAGACCCAUGUCCAGGAACUUAUAAAUACCUUGAAGUGCAGUAUGAAUGUGUCCCUUAUAAAGUGGAACAAAAAGUUUUUCUUUGUCCUGGACUGCUAAAAGGAGUGUACCAGAGUGAGCACUUGUUUGAAUCGGACCACCAAUCUGGGGCAUGGUGCAAAGACCCUCUACAGGCUUCCGACAAGAUUUAUUAUAUGCCCUGGACCCCCUACAGAACUGAUACCCUGACAGAGUAUUCAUCCAAAGAUGACUUCAUUGCUGGAAGGCCAACAACGACCUACAAGCUCCCUCACAGAGUGGAUGGCACUGGAUUUGUAGUAUAUGAUGGUGCCCUGUUCUUCAACAAGGAACGUACCAGGAACAUAGUAAAGUUUGAUUUACGGACUAGGAUAAAGAGUGGAGAGGCGAUCAUAGCAAACGCCAAUUACCAUGACACAUCCCCAUACCGAUGGGGUGGCAAAUCUGACAUAGACUUGGCAGUGGAUGAAAAUGGAUUAUGGGUAAUCUAUGCAACAGAACAAAACAAUGGCAAAAUUGUCAUUAGCCAGUUGAACCCUUAUACCCUACGGAUUGAGGGGACAUGGGACACGGCGUAUGAUAAAAGGUCAGCUUCCAAUGCGUUUAUGAUUUGUGGGAUUCUGUAUGUGGUCAAAUCUGUAUAUGAGGAUGAUGACAAUGAGGCCACUGGUAAUAAGAUUGACUACAUUUACAACACCGACCAAAGCAAAGAUAGCCUGGUGGAUGUACCCUUUCCUAAUUCCUACCAGUACAUCGCAGCUGUGGAUUACAACCCCAGAGACAAUCUGCUUUAUGUGUGGAAUAACUACCAUGUUGUGAAAUACUCUUUGGACUUUGGACCUCUGGAUAGUAGAUCAGGGCCAGUGCAUCAUGGACAAGUUUCCUACAUCUCUCCACCUAUUCACCUUGACUCUGACCUAGAACGACCCCCUGUUAGAGGAGUUUCUACCACAGGACCCCUGGGCAUGGGAAGCACAACCACCAGCACUACUCUUCGGACCACGACCUGGAACAUAGGGAGGAGUACCACCCCAUCAUUGCCAGGCAGAAGAAACCGGAGUACCAGCACACCGUCCCCAGCUGUGGAGGUGCUGGAUGACGUCACCACACACCUGCCAUCAGCAGCCUCCCAGAUUCCUGCUAUGGAAGAGAGCUGUGAUGCUGUGGAAGCCCGGGAAAUAAUGUGGUUUAAGACCCGUCAGGGGCAAGUAGCAAAACAGCCCUGCCCAGCAGGAACGAUAGGUGUAUCAACUUACCUAUGCCUUGCUCCUGAUGGGAUAUGGGAUCCCCAAGGACCAGAUCUCAGCAACUGCUCUUCUCCUUGGGUCAAUCAUAUAACACAGAAGUUAAAGUCUGGAGAGACAGCUGCCAAUAUUGCUAGAGAGCUGGCAGAACAGACCAGAAAUCAUUUGAACGCUGGGGACAUCACCUAUUCAGUCCGUGCCAUGGACCAGCUGGUUGGUCUCCUGGAUGUGCAGCUCCGGAAUUUGACCCCGGGCGGGAAAGACAGUGCAGCGCGCAGCUUGAACAAGCUUCAGAAAAGAGAGCGCUCUUGCAGAGCCUAUGUCCAGGCGAUGGUCGAGACAGUUAACAACCUCCUUCAGCCGCAAGCUUUGAAUGCCUGGAGAGACCUGACAACAAGCGACCAACUCCGUGCAGCCACCAUGUUGCUCGACACGGUGGAGGAGAGUGCUUUCGUGUUAGCCGAUAACCUUUUGAAGACCGACAUUGUCAGGGAAAAUACAGACAAUAUUCAACUAGAAGUUGCACGGCUGAGCACAGAAGGGAACCUAGAGGACCUGAAAUUCCCUGAAAACAUGGGCCACGGAAGUACCGUCCAGCUCUCAGCAAACACUUUAAAGCAAAAUGGCCGGAACGGGGAGAUUAGAGUAGCCUUUGUCCUGUAUAACAACCUGGGCCCUUAUUUGUCUACGGAGAAUGCCAGUAUGAAGUUGGGCACAGAAGCUAUGUCCACAAAUCAUUCUGUUAUCGUCAAUUCCCCUGUUAUUACAGCAGCAAUAAAUAAGGAGUUCAGUAAUAAAGUUUAUUUGGCCGAUCCUGUGGUAUUUACUGUUAAACAUAUCAAGCAGUCAGAGGAAAAUUUCAACCCUAACUGUUCAUUUUGGAGCUAUUCCAAGCGCACAAUGACAGGUUAUUGGUCAACACAAGGCUGUCGACUCCUGACUACAAACAAGACACAUACUACAUGCUCCUGUAACCACCUCACUAACUUUGCAGUAUUGAUGGCACAUGUGGAAGUUAAGCACAGUGAUGCGGUCCAUGAUCUUCUUCUGGAUGUGAUCACGUGGGUUGGCAUCUUGCUGUCCCUUGUUUGUCUCCUGAUUUGCAUCUUCACAUUCUGCUUCUUCCGUGGGCUCCAGAGUGACCGUAACACCAUUCACAAGAACCUCUGCAUCAGCUUGUUUGUGGCAGAACUGCUCUUCCUGAUUGGAAUCAAUAGAACCGACCAACCAAUUGCCUGUGCAGUGUUUGCUGCCCUUUUACACUUCUUCUUCUUGGCGGCCUUCACCUGGAUGUUUCUGGAAGGGGUGCAGCUGUAUAUCAUGCUGGUGGAGGUUUUCGAGAGCGAACAUUCCCGUCGGAAGUACUUUUAUCUGGUGGGCUAUGGGAUGCCUGCGCUCAUCGUGGCCGUGUCGGCGGCAGUCGACUACAGGAGCUAUGGGACAGACAAAGUAUGCUGGCUGCGACUUGACACCUACUUCAUUUGGAGUUUUAUAGGACCAGCGACCUUGAUAAUUAUGCUGAAUGUGAUCUUCCUUGGGAUUGCUUUAUACAAAAUGUUCCACCAUACUGCCAUACUGAAACCGGAAUCAGGCUGUCUUGAUAAUAUCAACUAUGAGGAUAACAGACCCUUCAUCAAGUCAUGGGUUAUAGGUGCAAUAGCUCUCCUCUGCCUGUUAGGAUUGACCUGGGCCUUUGGACUCAUGUAUAUUAAUGAAAGCACAGUCAUCAUGGCGUAUCUCUUCACCAUUUUCAAUUCUCUACAGGGAAUGUUUAUAUUCAUUUUCCACUGUGUCCUACAGAAGAAGGUACGGAAAGAAUAUGGGAAAUGCUUGCGCACGCAUUGCUGUAGUGGGAAAAGCACGGAGAGUUCGAUUGGCUCAGGGAAAACAUCUGGUUCUCGAACUCCAGGACGGUACUCCACAGGCUCACAGAGCCGAAUUCGGAGAAUGUGGAAUGAUACUGUCCGAAAGCAGUCGGAGUCAUCCUUCAUCACUGGAGACAUAAACAGCUCUGCGUCACUCAACAGAGGAGCCAUGGCUAAUCAUCUUAUAAGCAAUGCUCUGCUUCGUCCGCAUGGUACUAACAAUCCCUAUAAUACAUUGCUUGGGGAACCGGCGGUCUGUAACAACCCUUCUAUCAGCAUGUACAACGCACAAGAGCCCUACAGAGAGACAAAGGGGCUUCUGAACAAUGCCAGGGAUACAAGUGUCAUGGAUACUCUACCACUGAAUGGUAACCAUGGCAACAGUUACAGCAUUGCUGGCGGUGAAUACCUGAGCAACUGUGUGCAAAUUAUAGACCGUGGCUAUAACCACAACGAGACCGCCCUAGAGAAAAAGAUCCUAAAGGAACUCACUUCCAACUAUAUCCCUUCGUACCUGAACAACCACGAGCGCUCCAGUGAACAGAACCGGAAUAUGAUGAACAAACUGGUAAACAACUUAGGCAGUGGGAGUGAAGAUGACGCCAUCGUCCUGGACGACGCAGCGUCCUUUAACCAUGAGGAGAGUCUGGGCCUGGAACUCAUUCAUGAGGAAUCUGAUGCUCCCUUGCUGCCCCCGAGGGUUUACUCCACUGAGAACCACCAGCCACACCAUUACAGCAGGAGACGGCUCCCCCAGGACCACAGCGAGAGCUUCUUCCCUCUGCUAACUGACGAGCACACAGAAGAUCUGCAGUCACCGCACAGGGACUCUCUGUACACCAGCAUGCCGGCCCUGGCCGGCGUGCCCGCUGCAGACAGCGUGACCACCAGCACCCAGACCGAAGCCGCAGCGGCCAAGGGUGGUGACGCCGAAGAUGUUUACUACAAAAGCAUGCCAAACCUGGGCUCCAGAAACCACGUGCACCCGCUGCACGCCUACUACCAGCUGGGGCGCGGCAGCAGCGAUGGAUUCAUAGUUCCUCCCAACAAAGAUGGGGCCUCUCCGGAGGGAACUUCCAAAGGACCCGCGCACUUGGUCACUAGUCUAUAGAAGAUGACACGGAGAUGGCAGCCAGCAGGACUGCGAACACCCAGUGGACCAUUCUGAGUUGACCUAAGCAGUGGUCAUCCUGUGUACUCCGACACCUGAUGCUGUUCUCGAAAGAGAGACUCUUUGACAUUUUUUUUUUAACUUGAAUUUUUAGUCGGCCCAGGGGAGAGAGCUCACUGCUGAGACCCUCCUGUGCCCCGUUCUUCCCCAUCCUUUCCCCUCAGAUGGAGACUUCAUUAUGUUAAUGAACGAGAUAUGAAGAAAAUGGCGCUCAUUGUGGCCUUGUUGAAUUAUGUUGUGUUUGUUUUAACAUCUCCUCCGAUGCUCUGUUACUAGAAUCACAAGGACCUGUUGUUUUGUUUUGUUUUGUUUUGUUUUAAAAAAAGGCCAGAACAAUGGUUUGAAAUUAGUAACAAUGCUGCAUCUAGAUUGGAGUGCUGGCCGGCCGUAGAAGCAGAGAAGAACUAUAUUACCUAGCGGUUCAUGGUCACUCACAACCUGAGUUCACCACAGCAGGAACAGCUGUGGGAAACAAAAACAAAACAACACAAUGAAUAAUCUGACGGAGGGGAAUUCUAGAAUUAUAUGCUAAGUGCAUAUUUUAUGAUUUGCUGUAUUAACUGAUGAUAAAACUAAUGGCAGAAACAAAUGGAACAAUUUCUAUGUAAUGUACAGAUACUAGCAUUGCACAUCUAGUCUGCUUUCUGUUCCUCCAGAAUUUGAGUCCUGUUAAUGUAGUGGCAAAGAAGAAAUUUUCUUUUGUGCUAGUCUUGCAAGUUUGUCUACCAGUAAAAGAGCCAAGUUUCCUUCCUUUCUUGUUUUCUUCUUCUUUUUUUUUCUUUUGUCCCCUCCCCCCACCUCUUUUUUUCUUUAAAAAUUCACCUGGCAAAAAAUAAUAAUAAUAAAGAAAUGAAGCUAUCACUUUAUAAGAAUCAUUUUCUAGUAAUGCAAACAAAUUAUUUUUUACAAAAAAUAAAAUAAAAUAAAUAAAAUUAGACAUCCUUCCCUCACUAUAUAUCUUUAUCCAGCCCGAAUAUUUCCAGAACCUUUUUUUUUUUUUCGAAAAUUAGAGCAGGACAAAUUUUUAUGUUUCCCGGGCACAUCUGUUGUAAUGCAAAGCAUAUUUGGCAAGCAGUUCAUCACCAAGGCAGUAGCUAUGAUUCUAGAAGCUAAGAGGUGUCUGUAGAGCUAGAGGGGCUUCUGCAUGUGAAAAGCUGUAUUCCAUAGGCCUUCCAGUGCUGAAUGCGCAGUGUGACCCCCUGAGGGCGCCUGCACUACCAAUUGUUAGAGGAAUUUCCCUCCCUCCUAAUGAGAGUGGAAAGGUCAAAUUAUUUUGAAAUGAUUUUUUUAAAGUCUUCUGUUAACAGGAAAAUUUAUUUAUUUGACAGGAUUUUAAGUAAUGUAGGAAUACAAAUGGUAAAUUAGCAGCACAUAUAAUUUUUUUUUAAAUUUAUGAUCCAUUUUGUAUGGUCUCAAGUUGGAUGACCUCAUUACUAAUAUUUGUUGUAAAAGUGAAACUUGUUUGCCAACCAAUAAACAACUGAUUGAGAUUUAGAAGAGAUUGUUUUGACGUAUGUACUAUAUUAUCAAGUAUUCUCUUCAUUUUUCUUGCCUUUCCUUUCUUCCUUUAUCAGAAUAUAAGCUUCCCUUAUCCUUUGUGAUCCAAGUGAGCCACGCCAAAGGAAUUAAUCUAAGUUCAAUAUACAAACACAGCAUGGUGCAGGUUUUGCAGACAAAGUCAACCAAGGAAAUGGAAUGAGCUGAAGAGUAACACACACUCAAGCAGUUAACAAAGACCACUGUGUGCUUACUUGUAAAGUGUCACUAGGCUUGUGUCUAGAGACACAUUCUUUCCAUGGUUUAAAUAUCACAUUUGACAGAGUCUUCUUCCCCUCCCCCCCACCUUUUUGUAAGCUCCAUUUUGAUGGAGAAAUUUGCAAAUAUGAACUUACUCAAUUGGCUAAGAGAUGCAAUAGAAAUAGCACAGUGCAUAUUCAUCGAAGAGGAAGGGGAUAAGACCUUUAAAAAUGAACACACAGCAUUAUGUUUCUUCAUGGCAAUCUCAAAGAUACUUCAUUGUGUCGAUUUUCCUCCUCCAUCCCUCUGAAUCCCAUUUGUGGUCUUCUGUCUCAUAGCCCUUUGUACCUGCAUGCCUCAUCUGUCUGACAGGUUUUACAAUAUUUUUUUUCUUUUUUUCAGCUUAUGGGAAAAAAAUAAGGACACAACUAAUUCCUUCAAAAGAACUUCUAAAUCUUGCACUUCUGCUACCUGCAGCUUCUGAGCAAGGAGCCCCACUUAGAAUAAAACUCAAAUGAACUUGCCCAACUAUAUUUUCUGUAGUACAUCCUGCGGCUUACUUUAUUCAAGUCUACACACUAACAUCUAGAAACAAUAGAUCAAGAUGGGAAGCGUUGAGAGUGGGAUUAGCCAGUUACCCAUACAAACUUUAAAUCCUGUGACAGAAGAAAGCUGUGUUGGAUCAAAGCAGGCGUUAUUCUGAGAGCCACUUCAGAAUCCAUGGAUCAUUCCAUCUUAGUCAGCUGAAGUGAAUAUUUUCUUUAAGUCCAUGGACACUUUAGUUAGAAGGAGAAACAGUAGCAUUAGAAGUAAUUACUUUCCCCUGAGGCUAUAAUGGUAAUGAUAGCACCCAAAAGUUGUUUAAUUCAUGUAAUGUUUUUUAUAUAUACAUAAGUAUAUAUGUGCCAUAUAUGUAUUUGGUAAUCUAACAAAUCUCUUUGUGGGCCUAUCUAAGGCAGCCUUGGAAAUAUUCAUUUUCUUCUGUGAACUUCAGGUGUUUGUGCUUGAUUUGAAAACUCUAAGUGAAAACAGUAUCAGAGAAAACCUGGUUUCACGAAACAAUGGGAAAACUACUUCAGUUCAGCUUGCUCGGUACUCUGAUAUUGCUACCUUCCUAUAUGAAACUUUUUGUUUCAUUACACAGAAUUUGAGACAGGUAGCCUUCCCCAUUUCUACAGCAACAGCUUCACAGAAGAUCACUUGGAUACAUAAACCAGUGUAGAAGGCCUUUGCAUAUUAUUGGUUAACUUUGCUCUUGCAUCAAGAUGAAAGGGUCAUUGUAGACCUCUCAUUACAUAUUGACUGCUGUGCUUCAGAAUAAUAAAAAUCCCCAAGUUUUCAGAUGAAGGGAGUUUCUAUUCCCUAUUUGAUUCUAAUUAAACAAAAGAAAAAGUGGGUAACGAAUUUGACUUUUCAUCAUUUCAGUAGAAAUGUGUAUAUUCAUUUAGUCUUGUUUAUACGAGCUAAAGUCCUGAAACUGCCUCAUUCUCCCACCCACCAUUUCACGUAAUGCCACUGACCUGUUAACACUAUUGUUUCCUCGUUCUGAAACCUGUUCUAGAUUUUCAGCACCCUAUGGCAUUUGUGAUAUGCUUUUUUGCCUGUCUUCCAUGAAGUAGAUUUCUAUCAAAUAGACUCAGUCUACAUACACAGAACAAUACUUAGCCAAUUGAAAGAGAAAGUCAUGUAAAUGAAAUAAACCAAUUAUUACUUCCUAGUAAAUAAUAUUUUUGUAAUAUUUUACACUUGAAGUUUUCUCCUUGUUGUAGUCUUAAGUAACAUGAUACUUUGUCAGGGCAGUAGCUAAUGGACCUCAGGUUUAAUUGAUUCUUGUAUUGCUGGCUUGUUGCACAGCCUAUAUUGCUAAUUGAUGACAUUUAUAGUUAGAGAUUCAGAGAAGAAAAUUGGUUGGAAUUCACUUAAAUUUUGUGGACAUUCCUCUUUGUAUAAUAUAGUAAAUUUGAACACAUGGGAAAUAAAUGUCCAAGUCUUAUGCUAGAAUAGUUUUAAUGUAUCAAAAGAAUUGGCAUAAGAACAAUUAAUUAUAUUGAGAUAAAAAGCCAGGGAAUUUUAUUAAACAAAGGCAGGUAAUCAAAUUAUCCAUAAUUUCCUGUAAAGAAAAAGUCCAUUGUGUCUCUAGAUUCACACAUAUUUUAUGAUAUGUACUGUUUUAAGACCACCAGCAUAAUUUUAAGAAUUGACGCAGUAAAAAAAUAUUUCAAAAUUAGAUUUUUAAUCUUCAGUAUUAACUGAAUGUGAUAGAUACCCUGACUUUAAAGGUAACAUUAAAAACUUUCAUCAGUGACUGGCUCCAGAUUUUUGGAAAGAGGAAAAAAAUAGCUCAACUAUAGAUCAACUCUGUACUGAAUUUUGCCUUCUUUAUAUUAAUGAAAAUAUUCAAAUUUUGAAGUUGUUCAUCAGUAUUGAAAUAAAAUCAUUUUCCUUGUAAUAUUUUGGGGUAAAAAACACCACCAAUAAAAUAGGUAAAUAAACAAAAACCAUUUUAACUAUAAACAGACAUCAAUUUAAACUUAAGGAGUCAAAAGUAAACAACCCAAAAUGCUAAUCUGGUUGUAAACAAAUACGUUGUCUUUAAAACAAAUGCCAAAAACUACACUGACAUUAGUGUUUUACUCUAACAUAAAUAAUUGCUAUAAAAUACUAAGAACAAGCGUCCCAGUAUCUUAUAGUCCAGAAUAUAAAGAUUUAAUUUCAGUUUUAGUAUCUCAUAACUUGUCACAUAAACAAUUACUGUGCAUUUCUAAUUAAAAUUUAGACGUCCUCACAUCAAAUUUUAGGAAGUUGAAGACACGGAAGGGAUAAAAGCGCAUGGAAAAACAGGUUCUGGAAACAUUUUUGUAUAAAUGAAUUCUAUGAAAGAAUUUUCUUGGAGUUCAUAAAAUGGGAUCAAAAGAGUAAACUUAGUAUUGUAAUCAGAAAAUCUUAAACCAUCUUAAUGUUUUUAGACAUCCAUACUUUCAUUUGUAAUCCAAAAGUGUCAAUAGUUUCAAUAGUGACCUGUGUCCUGGUUAAGCCGCAGGGCACAUGUCCACGACAACCACUUACCCUGAUGAUAUCAUGUUUGCUUUAAAAAGGAAAUCAGCCUUUUGUCUUUCACCUGUAUAUAUGUUUACACAAUAUAAUUUUUUUAUAAGUUUUCAGAGAAAGUAACUUUUUUACAAUUAUUAACUUGGUGUGUUUUAUUCCCAAUUAGCAAGGUAGUUACUAUAGUUUUGUAUAGUCUCAUUUUAAGUAAUUACCUAGUCUUUUCUCAAGAACAAAAAAGCAUGUUCAACUCUAGCAUUUUAAAAUUAUUAUUAAAAUGUCUAUUCUAAAUACUUUUUUUGUUCUUUACCUGUCUUAACAGUAUGUCAACUGUACUUUUUGUCAUUUAGUACCUUUCCUGUCCCCUAUAGAGCAUGCUUAAGGUAAGCAGGAAACUGGUUUAAUGUGAAGAUGGCAAAAAAGAGUUCAAGGACACCAACUUCUUUCAAUAAGCUAGUCUUUUUAAAACCAAAGUAUGAAUGGAAGGAAUCAGAACCAGAUUGGCAUAUUUUGUCCAACUACCCAAGACCUACAUUAGAUCUACAGAGAAAAGGCUUCUGGGGGGAAGGAAUAAAAAUCACUUAAAAUGAUAAAAAAAAAAAACCUUUUGAACCUGAUGCUACUGAUGUGUUAAGAAAAAAAAUUGUACCAUCCCAUAUUUUUAUCAUUUUAAUACCACAGAAAAUACAACACACUUUAGUGCUUUGUAGGUAUUUCUCAUAGGGUUAGAUCUUGUUGUAAAGACAUUUCAAUAUGUCAUAAAUGUUUCUAAGAUAUAAGUAUUUGCUUCAAUUCACCUUCCCUCUCUGCUCUGCUGACUACUAUACACCAACACACUUAAUGCUACUAGUGGCUUUGUGGUCUUUAAAGCUUUGUUACUGCUCUCUAGUGUACAUUGAUUGAUAUUAGAAGUGUCUACAAAAUAGCCAGCCAAUAUUCUUUGUACAAAAAUAACGUGUUCUAUAUAUUAAUAUUGUUGACUUUGCAAAUUACUAUCAUGCUGAAAGUAUUACACUCAAGUCCUAUCUUCAAUUACUGCAGUCAGUUCACUCAAUCUGCAGAGUUGCACAUGGGUUGGCCUAGUAAAAUCCCUGGUAAUGCAAAGCAUCUGAAGGGAUUCCCAGUGCUUCCUUCAUCCUAGAAUGUUGAAGGGAAGAUCUUGAAGGAAGAAGUUCACUCGGCUUCUGGAGAUCUGAGUUAGACAUUGUUCUUUAGACCGAAUAGUUCUACAUUGGAAUGCUACAACUUUUGCUCAAAAGAGGAGGUUGCCCAGAAUUUACUUAACCCAGAAUCAGAGUAUUUACACUAAAAGGAUUUAGAUAUGUUUUACUGGCCAUACACUGCCAAAGUUCAUGCCGCAUUAAGCAGAAAAUAGCU